GCGGCGUCCGCAGUCUGGCGAGACAGACACCUCGCAACGUCAAAUCCAAUUCCCUUCCCCUACCUGAGCGAUGGAGGCUGCGGCCGCCAGAGCGUCCCGGCCGCCCGCCCCUGCCUAGCCGCUAGCUAGGGACCAACAGCGCCACGGCGAGCGAGAGUGGAGGGGAGAGGGAGUCUUGUCUGCAAAGUGCUGCUCCCUGGUGCUCAGAGGCGGCUGCUCCAGCUCCAACUCUCAUUCAUUUCGCCGGUUAACAUGAGAGAUCAUGGCCGCCUUCGGGCUUCUCAGUUAUGAACAGAGACCGCUGAAGCGCCCGCGCCUCGGGCCGCCCGAUGUCUACCCGCAGGACCCCAAGCAGAAGGAGGAUGAACUUACCGCUGUGAAUGUAAAGCAGGGUUUCAACAAUCAGCCAGCCUUCACUGGAGACGAACAUGGCUCUGCCAGAAACAUUGUAAUCAACCCAUCAAAGAUCGGUGCGUAUUUCAGCAGCAUAUUGGCCGAGAAACUAAAGCUUAACACUUUCCAGGACACCGGAAAGAAGAAACCCCAAGUUAAUGCUAAAGAUAAUUAUUGGCUGGUUACUGCUCGAUCUCAGAGUGCAAUUCAUAGUUGGUUCUCUGACUUAGCAGGAAAUAAGCCACUUGCUAUUUUGGCAAAAAAGGAGCUGCCUCUGGCCAAGUCAGGUGUCCCUCAGGUCCCCAUCCUUAGUAAAAAGGAGGACGUUUUUGCAUAUUUAGCUAAGUAUUCUGUGCCAAUGGUUCGAGCGACGUGGCUGAUCAAGAUGACUUGUGCCUACUAUUCUGCUAUUUCUGAAGCUAAAAUUAAGAAACGCCAGGCUCCAGAUCCCAAUUUGGAGUGGACCCAGAUAUCUACCAGGUACCUUAGAGAGCAGCUGGUUAAGAUCUCUGACUUUUACCACAUGGCCUCCAGUACAGGUGAUGGUCCUGUCCCUGUGCCACCAGAGGUUGAGCAAGCCAUGAAGCAGUGGGAGUACAACGAGAAGCUGGCAUUUCACAUGUUCCAGGAAGGAAUGUUGGAAAAACACGAGUAUUUGACAUGGAUCCUGGACGUCUUAGAAAAGAUCAGACCAGUGGACGACAGCCUUCUCAAGCUCCUUUUGCCCCUGAUGCUGCAGUAUUCAGAUGAGUUCGUGCAGUCAGCCUACCUGUCUCGUCGGCUAGCGUACUUUUGUGCCCGGCGUCUUUCCUUGCUACUGAGUGAUAGCCCCAACCUCCUUGCUGCUCACUCACCCCACAUGAUAAUCGGAGCAAACAACACGAGUAUCGGGACCCCCAGUCCUGGCACCCCUGGCCCUGGUAUGAGCCCCAUGCAGCUGGCCUUCUCGGAUUUCCUUUCCUGUGCACAGCAUGGCCCCUUGGUUUAUGGACUUAGUUGUAUGUUGCAGACUGUCACUCUGUGUUGCCCAAGUGCCUUGGUGUGGAAUUAUUCCACAAAUGAAAACAAGAUCGCAAACCCAGGCUCUCCCCUGGAUCUGCUGCAGGUUGCCCCUUCCAGCCUCCCCAUGCCGGGUGGGAAUACAGCUUUCAAUCAGCAGGUCCGGGCAAGGAUUUAUGAGGUAGAACAGCAAAUAAAACAGAGAGGCCGUGCAGUAGAAGUUCGGUGGUCUUUUGACAAGUGUCAAGAGUCGACGGCAGGGGUGACUAUUAGUCGGGUUUUGCACACACUGGAAGUCUUGGAUCGUCAUUGUUUUGACCGAACUGAUUCCAGCAAUUCAAUGGAGACGCUUUAUCAUAAAAUUUUCUGGGCAAACCAAAACAAAGAUAACCAAGAGGUUGCCCCCAAUGAUGAAGCUGUGGUGACGUUGUUAUGUGAAUGGGCUGUGAGCUGCAAACGAUCUGGCAAGCACAGGGCCAUGGCCGUGGCGAAACUCUUGGAGAAAAGGCAAGCAGAGAUUGAGGCAGAGAGAUGUGGCGAAUCAGAAGUCCUAGAUGAGAAAGAGUCCAUUUCUUCAGCCUCUCUUACUGGAUCUAGUUUGCCUGUUUUCCAGAAUGUUUUGCUAAGAUUUUUAGAUACACAGGCUCCAUCACUGUCGGACCCAAACAGUGAAUGCGAGAAGGUGGAAUUUGUGAACUUGGUGCUGCUCUUCUGUGAGUUUAUCCGCCAUGACGUCUUCUCCCAUGAUGCAUACAUGUGCACCCUCAUCUCCAGAGGAGAUUUGUCAGUCACUGCCUCUGCUGGGCUGCGGUCGCCAGCAGGAGAGAAUGCAGAUGAACACUAUUCUAAGGACCACGAUAUGAAGAUGGAGGAACACAGUCUCAUGGCGCACAUGGGCCUUGGCUCAGGAACCACUAACAUUUUUGAUGACGUAGACAAGAGUGACUUUAAAAGUGACUUUGGUUCUGAGUUUCCAAUUUUUUCUCCCAUGCCUGGAGAAUCCUGUGAGAAUGCCAACCCUUCCCUGAGCAGAAGAAUGUCACUUAAUGGUGAGAAAUUGCUAAAGAGAGAAAAACCAAGGGAAUUAAUUUUUCCAUCAAACUAUGACCUCCUCCGUCAUCUGCAGUAUGCAACCCACUUUCCUAUACCUCUGGAUGAGUCUUCAAGUCAUGAAUGUAACCAGCGCACAAUCCUUCUCUAUGGAGUCGGGAAAGAGCGUGAUGAAGCCAGGCAUCAGCUGAAGAAGAUUACCAAAGAUAUCCUGAAAAUCCUAAACAAGAAGAGCACCACGGAAUCAGGGGUUGGGGAUGAAGGACAGAAAGCCAGGAAGAGCAAGCAGGAAGUUUUUCCAACCCCGGAAACUGUGUUCACGAAACUCCAGCUCCUCUCAUACUUUGAUCAACAUCAAGUGACAUCUCAGAUCUCUAACAAUGUGCUGGAGCAAAUUACAAGCUUUGCAUCUGGAACGUCCUAUCACCUCCCUUUGGCUCACCAUAUUCAACUCAUCUUUGACCUCAUGGAACCAGCACUGAACAUCAAUGGACUCAUUGACUUUGCAAUACAGUUACUGAAUGAACUGAGUGUGGUGGAAGCUGAGCUGCUCCUGAAGUCUUCUAGCCUGGCAGGAAGUUACACUACAGGACUGUGCGUCUGCAUCGUGGCUGUUCUCAGGCGGUAUCAUAGUUGCCUGAUCCUAAAUCCUGAUCAGACAGCCCAGGUGUUUGAAGGGUUGUGUGGCGUGGUGAAGCAUGUUGUCAACCCCUCGGAAUGCUCUUCUCCUGAAAGAUGUAUCCUGGCCUAUCUCUAUGACCUCUAUGUGUCAUGCAGCCACCUCAGAAGUAAAUUUGGAGACCUUUUCAGUAGUGCCUGUUCCAAAGUAAAGCAGACCAUCUAUAAUAACGUAAUGCCUGCAAAUUCCAACUUACGCUGGGAUCCAGACUUUAUGAUGGAUUUUAUUGAGAAUCCCUCAGCAAGAAGCAUCAACUACUCAAUGCUGGGCAAGAUCCUCAGUGACAAUGCUGCGAAUCGGUACAGCUUUGUCUGCAACACGCUCAUGAAUGUGUGCAUGGGACACCAGGACGCCGGCCGGAUAAAUGACAUAGCCAAUUUCUCCUCUGAGUUAACUGCUUGCUGUACAGUUCUUAGUUCCGAGUGGCUGGGGGUCCUGAAGGCUCUUUGUUGUUCUUCAAAUCAUGUGUGGGGAUUUAAUGAUGUACUCUGCACUGUAGAUGUGAGUGACCUUUCAUUCCAUGAUUCAUUAGCUACUUUCAUUGCUAUCCUGAUAGCACGACAGUGUUUCUCCCUGGAGGACGUCGUGCAACAUGUCGCACUCCCCUCUCUUCUAGCGGCAGCUUGUGGAGAUGCGGAUGCAGAGCCCGGGGCGAGAAUGACAUGCCGCCUCCUGCUUCAUCUCUUCCGAGCUCCCCAGGCCUGCUUUUUCCCUCAAGCAACAGGCAAACCUUUCCCUGGAAUAAGAUCAUCCUGUGAUAGACACCUCUUAGCUGCAGCUCACAACAGCAUAGAAGUGGGAGCCGUUUUUGCUGUCUUAAAGGCAAUUAUGAUGCUUGGAGAUGCCAAGAUUGGCAGUAACAAUGUCAACACUUUAAAGAAUGAUGAGUUCAGCAUGAGGGGUUUAAGACGUGAUGGGAAUGCUGAAGAUGCCUGGGCCACCACGCAGAAUUCAAAAGCCUAUGGGAAAAGUAUUUCUAUAGAAACUGCCAAUCUGAGAGAAUAUGCUAGAUAUGUGCUGAGGACUAUCUGCCAACAGGAAUGGGUAGGAGAACAUUGCUUAAAAGAGCCAGAACGAUUAUGUACAGACAAAGAACUUAUUUUGGACCCUGUGCUUUCAAACAUGCAAGCACAGAAAUUGCUGCAGCUCAUCUGUUACCCUCAUGGUAUUAAAGAGUGUACAGAGGGGGACAACCUGCAGAGACAGCACAUUAAGCGCAUUCUUCAGAAUCUUGAGCAGUGGACAUUGAGACAAUCCUGGUUAGAGCUUCAGUUAAUGAUCAAACAAUGCUUGAAGGACCCUAGCUCUGGCUCUGUGGCUGAAAUGAACAACUUACUGGACAACAUCGCAAAGGCAACAAUAGAAGUGUUCCAGCAGUCUGCAGACCUAAAUAAUAAUGCCCCCAAUUCUGGCAUAAGCCUCUUCAACCCAAAUGGGAUUGGAAGUGCUGAUACCAGUAGCACAAGACAGAAUGGAAUAAAGACAUUUUUAAGUUCCUCUGAACGCAGGGGUGUGUGGCUGGUGGCCCCCCUCAUCGCCAGGCUGCCAACCUCCGUGCAGGGAAGAGUGUUGAAAGCUGCUGGGGAAGAGCUGGAGAAGGGGCAGCACCUGGGUUCUUCUUCAAAGAAGGAAAGAGAUAGGCAGAAGCAGAAGAGUAUGUCUCUCUUGAGUCAGCAACCUUUCCUCUCCUUGGUCCUUACCUGCCUUAAGGGACAAGAUGAACAACGGGAAGGCCUCCUAACAUCCCUGCAGAAUCAAGUCAAUCAGAUUUUAAGUAACUGGCGGGAAGAAAGAUACCAAGAUGAUACGAAAGCCCGCCAGAUGAUGCACGAGGCUUUGCAACUCCGGUUGAAUCUGGUAGGAGGAAUGUUUGACACAGUGCAGCGAAGCACCCAGGGGACCACUGACUGGGCUCUCCUACUCCUCCAGAUUAUUACUUCAGGAACUGUUGACAUGCACACUAACAAUGAAUUAUUCACAACAGUUCUUGACAUGCUGGGCGUUUUAAUCAAUGGGACAUUGGCUUCAGACCUAUCAAAUGCUUCCCCUGGGGGCUCUGAGGAGAACAAACGUGCAUACAUGAAUUUAGUAAAGAAACUGAAAAAAGAACUAGGCGACAAGCGGUCCGAAAGCAUUGACAAAGUCCGCCAAUUGCUGCCUUUGCCAAAGCAGACAUGCGAUGUCAUCACUUGUGAACCUAUGGGUUCUUUGAUUGAUACAAAGGGAAACAAAAUUGCUGGAUUUGACUCCAUCGAUAAAAAACAGGGUCUCCAGGUCUCUACAAAGCAGAAGGUGUCCCCAUGGGACCUGUUUGAGGGUCAGAAGAACCCGGCUCCUCUGUCCUGGGCCUGGUUCGGCACUGUCCGUGUGGACCGGAAGGUGGUAAAGUAUGAGGAACAGCACCACUUCCUGCUGUACCACACGCAUACCAUGCCUAAGCCCCGCAGCUACUACCUUGAGCCACUGCCCCUACCUCCUGAGGAGGAAGAGGAAGAGCCCACAUCUCCAGUUUCUCAGGAACCAGAAAGGAAAUCAGCUGAACUGUCAGAUCAAGGAAAAACCACAGCUGACGAAGAGAAGAAGACAAAGGGAAGGAAGCGUAAGACAAAAUCCAGCUCCCGAGUUGAUGAGUAUCAACAGAGCAACAUCUACCGAGUGCCUCCUAAUUACUCGCCCAUGUCCUCCCAGAUGAUGCAUCAUCCGCAGCCUGCACUGUGGGGUUACAACCUGGUGAGCCAGCCCCAGCAGCCCAGCUUCUUCCUUCAGAAUCAGUCUCUGAAUCCAGGUGGCUCCAGGUUGGACCCUGCAGGCUCCUUUGUCCCAACCAAUACGAAGCAAGCUUUAUCCAACAUGCUGCAGAGGCGCUCAGGUGCCAUGCUGCAACCACCUUCCCUUCAUGCAAUUACAUCUCAGCAGCAGUUGCUACAGAUGAAACUUCUGCAGCAGCAGCAGCAACAACAGCAGCAGCAGCAGCAGCAGAGGCUUCUCAGGCAGGCCCAGACUCGACCUUUCCAACAGGGCCAGCCAGGGGACCAGGCUGCUCUCUUUACUGCACAAGCACGGCCCUCCCCUCAGCUCCCUCAGUAUCCAGGGCUGCAGCAAGCACAGACCAUGCCCCAGGGCUACACAAUGUAUGGAACCCAGAUGCCCUUGCAACAGGCGGCUCAGCAGCAGUCUGGUGGUGUGGUCCUUUCCCCGAGCUACAAUUCCAGGGCCUAUCCAGCUACACACUCCAGCCCAGCGCUGAUGGAAAGACUCCGACAGCUUCAGCAGCAGCCAAGUGGCUACGCACAGCAGCAGGCCUCACCAUACCUGCAGCCCGUAGCUGGCUCUCAGAGACUGAACCACCAGGCUCUACAGCAGAGCCCUCUGGUGGGCGGGGGAAUUGAUGCUGUGCUGACUCCCGCACAUCCCAACCUCCCCUCGGUGCCCCUGCCUCAGGACCCAAUGAGGCCCAGACAGCCGCAAGUUCGACAGCAGCAGAGACUCCUCCAGAUGCAGCAGCCCCAGCAGGCCCCCCAGCCCCAGCAGCCCUCACAGCCCCAGAGUCAGGCCCUUGGUCUCCAAGCAAUGCAGCCCCAGCAGCCUUUGGUCUGGAAGGAAAAUUUCUUUAAACCUCCCAGAUGUCGUUUAAAGCAGCAACAGAGUUCCCCAGGCAAGGCUUGCAGCAGACCCAGCAGCAACAGCAGACAGCCGCCCUGGUGCGACAGCUCCAGAAGCAGCUUUCUAGUAACCAGCCACAGCAAGGAGUGACUCCCUGUGCACAUCCUUCACACUUUUGAAUCUGAAAGAGAAGACGUGAUGUUUAUGUUUGCACUGAAAAACAAAAUCAGAUUUAUUAGUAAUCAUAAGAAGUCUUCUUUGGUCUUUGAGUUAUUUAUGUUUUCCUAUAUUUUGUGCUCCAUUUCAUGCAGAGGUAUUUAAAUAAGUAAAGAAGUUGUGGUUUGGUUUUAUCAUAUUCAAAAUAGGUUUUAAAAUGUGGAUCAUGCAGGCCUACUCCAGAUAGUGUGGUGGCAGACCUUUUGAAACUGGUGCUUUUUUAUCUCAUACUUACAUAAAGAAUGAAUUACGGUAGGUUUGAAUAUUUAUGUAUUAAUUAAUGAUUUUUUUUUAACCUGUGGUGGACCAAACUACUGAUUUGAAAGAUAUGGCAGUUCUCACAGGAGUAUGAUACACUCGCUUUUCAUUUAUUUGCAUCAUUCUAAUUUGAAAUGUUGAUCAUUUCAUAAGCACUUUAUAAACUUUGUUCACAUUUAUGAAGGACUUUGCUUUGCUUUUGUUGUGGUCCAAAGGUGCUGAAACAGAUUGUUGCUUAGUACUUCUGCUUCUUCGGGGCUUCUGUGCAAGCCACCCUGAGAUGUGCGGGAGCCUCUUAGAAGUGGCUGCACUCCCCUUGGUUUCCAGUGGCACGAUCUUUCACCAGAUUCUUCAUGGAAGUACAACAUAGAACUGCUGGAGGCCGGAAGAGCCACGGUGGAAUCGGUUCAUUUAUUAUUUACUGCCGUUUUGGUAAAAAUAACUGUCCAGUUUUGGUUCUUCAGAACCUCAUGCCAACUUGAGAAAAAAAACAAAAACAAAAACAAGUCUCACAGCUGGCCUUGGAUUCUACUGUGUUUAGACUUGACUUGGUUUCCAGAGGCUCUGGCUCCCCAGUCCAGAAAGCUCUGGUAUUCAUCAAAGGUGUACUUACUGUUAAUUUUGUAUGGUAAGUAUUUGCUAUUUUGAAUUUAAUUAUUAAUGUUGGUGUCUGUCUUGUUGUGUAUUGCUUAUACUGUAUUUAUAAACUGGUGCAAAAAGCACAAGUAAAGUAAAUUAUACAUCAAAUUUAUUAUAAAGAAAUAGUAACUAUUUUAACUUUGUUCAAGUAUGUGGUAAUUUGCUCCUAUUAGAGUGAAAAAAUACAGUAAAUUAUUAUCAGUUUGUGUAACUUAAGAGUAUUCCAUAUAAUAUUUUUUUAGAAUUAGAUGCAUAAAAUUUUGAAUGUGAAAAUUGCAGGGCAUUUUAAGACAUACGUAGGGAUCUUCCCAUGUUUUUUGUUGGGUUCAUUUUCUUUUUGCCAUAUGAUUUCACAUGUCAUGUAGUCAAGCAUACUGUGAAUAGAUUGUCUAUGAAGAGCAAACCAUGUAGAACUACUUUUUAAAAAUGUAGCUAGUACAACUUUAGAUAAUUUCUUUUACAGAUCAUUAUAUAGAUAGUUUAUAUCUUCCUAGGUGAGUUACUCAUUGCAAAGUUUGACUCAUUCAAAUGACCUCAAAUACAUGUUUGCUUACUUUGCCAUGGCAACAUCCAUGUGAACUGCUUUGUACACUGUGAAAUAUACCCCUCCAGCCCGCUUGUUUUGUGUUUACUCUGGGCUGGAAAAGACUUUGCCAAACAUUAAAGACCAUUCUUUCCACUCAGUGACCAUUUAUCUGCUUUCAGACAAUGCAGUACAUUUCAGUGGUCUCACAGGUCAGCUUUGCUUUCCUCUCCAGAGUCAUUCUUACAGCUCACAAGCUAUUUUUCUUCAAAGUAAUCGACCACAUGACUGCAUUGGCAAAACCACCGAAGUGUGAAUGUUGUGCCUAGUGAGUGAGUCAUACCCUGUCCUUUCUGUUCUCUAAUCAAUGAUUAUUGAUAGUUAAAAUGCCAGUUUCAGUUUGUAGCUCAAUAUUGAAAACAGCAGCAGGAGUGUAAUAAUUGCAUAGCAUUUGUAUGCACUUUAUACUUUGCAGAAGUUAAUUUAUUAAUCCGUUUGCACUUGAAGGCAAUGCUUAUACCUUUGUUGCUAUUUAUUUUGUUUCUUGAGAUGAGGAAGAUAAGUCAUGCUGAGGCCCUCUAGUUAUGAGAUGUUUUGGGAGAUGAGGAAAAACCUAGAGCUGUUUUCCCUGUGCAUUAAUUAUAAGGAAAGCAACUGGAAAUUUAAAUUUAGUUGUCAUAUUUACUGCUACUUAAUUCUGUGCUCUGAGAGGGCUUUUCCCCCAUAGCAAAUGCAUGUGGUUGGUAUCAAAAUGGUCAUAAGGGAAAACCCUGUUGCAAAACUUUGUCAUUUUCUUGGUGGGUUGCAGAUAGGAAUUUGUCUUAAGAUGGAAAGCCCAGCUCUUAUUAAAGAUCAGACCUUGCAAUAUAAUGGAAUUGGGUAUACUUACCAUAAUUCCUGGUUAUAUAUGUGUUCUAUUAUAGGCUGAUUAUUUUUAGGGUUGCAUUGCUUGUUUUAUUUACCUUUCCUCAUCCAAAAUUAGAAGGUGGGUAUCAUUUGACCUCUGGAAGCCAUAGAGUACCUAUGUUAACAGCAAUCACGACAGAGGUAGGGGCCAAAAGAAAGUAGGCAUGAUGGAGACACAGUGGAGUUAAUUCUCAAAUGAUUGGCACAAACUAACAAAGGCCUUGGUUUCAGUGUUCUAAGCUAACUGAAUAAGACCUGUGGCUUUUGUUUAUCAUUUACAAGGCUCCUACAAUUCAUAAAUAGAUGAAUAUUUGGACAGAAGCCAGAGAAAUUAUACUGGAAAAAUCUCAGACUUUAGAAUAAAAGAGGUAAAUCUAUGAUACCCCCAUUUAUCUUUGGGUUGAAUUAAACAUGUAAUAUAAGUACAGUUAAUUAUAUAAAAGAAACAACAUUCAAAUUUUAAAUACAGUGAAACUUCAUUAUAUAUAAGAGAUCUAGACUCUUGUAAAAGAGCAAUUCCUCCUUAGAAAAUCUUUCUUACAAAUGGCUCCAAACAAUGGGUGCCUUAGCUAGGUUUUAAAGUUACAAAGAAGUUUCGUUGUACUUGUAAAGCCUUUUUCAGAGUGACAGAGGUAUGGACAAAUAUGAAACUCCCUUUUCACAUUUCCUGAUGUGUGAGCAUUAGGCAACUCUUUACAUGUAGAAAGCUUUUGUUUUGUUUAUUUGUUUUUUAAUGUGGGUAAUGAGAAUUUUCAGUGUGAACAAAUGGUAAACUGAAUCAUAAGCAAAACAGUUCAGUGCUUGUUUUCUGUAGGUUUUAUCAAACUGUUUAUAAACCAGUUACAAAAUAUUUGUAUGUGAUGAUUUACAUAGAAUGCAAAUUUAAUCUUUCCCAUUGUCUCCAUUCUGAGUGCAAAGUUUGUAACAUUGGUAGAAGUUGGACACUAGGCAACUGAUAGUGAGAGAAAGGUCUCUUUACUGAAAAUUCAGGUGCAUCAGCUGUUUGUUAUUUUGUAGUGGAUCGUUUUCUCUUAAUGUCUGUUAUUUGUUGGCAAAAUCAAAGUGCCUUAAGUUAAGAGUUCGCGUUGAAAUCCAUAGACACUUGGCAUCAUUUCAUAAUGCAUUUAUUUACAAGUCUCUUUUGCAUGUCCAUUGUAAAUUUAAUACUGUAAAUGUAUCCAAAUUCAUUUCCAUGCCUAUGGCUGCCUUUGAUUAAACUUCUUCCAAAAAAAAAAAAACACA
Peromyscus maniculatus bairdii (prairie deer mouse) is the source of this 10508-nucleotide messenger RNA. Lineage: Eukaryota; Metazoa; Chordata; Mammalia; Rodentia; Cricetidae. The record is from RefSeq and is a predicted model, not a curated record.